AUGACAGAGCUGGAGAUUGAUCAGUCCCACCUGCCACAGGUCCAGGAAGGUAUGUGGAGAAUCAGACUCAUUGGCCAGACCAACAGGUGUGUGUGUGUGUGGGGAAACAAAAGUGUAACACUUCAUUUGAUUUGAAAGGCCACAGAUUCCCUGACAGUCCCCCACCAAGACUUAAAAGAUUGUGCCCAAGUGUGUGACUUUAAAUUGCUGGGAAAAUAAAAACAGCCAGACCCUCAUUACAUACACCCUUGAGGGAUUUCAUUAAGGAAGGCUGGCAUUAGUUAGCUACCCAGCAUCCUUGUUAUGUGUUUCAGCAGAGGGUUACGUGUUGUUGCCGUGUCCCUCUCCACCAGCGCUUUGUUUUGUUUUAUCUGGGAUUAGAGGUGCUCGUGUGAUUUCUUAACAUGGUAGGCAGGACUGUACACUGUCAAAGCCAAGACUGGUCUGUAGCAUGUGGCCUGUACACAGCAGAUAAGAGCCUGGAGUGUGAUUGCCAUUCCAGAUACUCUCCCUCUCUGAUUUCAGCUGGGGGUGGAAAGGUUGUCUGUCUAUUGUUAAGGAAACUUGGCGUCUUUAACUUGCUACUUUUUUGUUGUCACUUGUUGCAGUACUUUGACACAAAGUUACUGAUUUCUACCAAUGGGUUCUAAUGGCUUGGGUGGGGUAGCUUUGUCUUUGGCAUUUCUGAAUAAAUGCUAACUAAUGAGCAGGACAGCAAUAGAUGUCGAUCAUUUCCCUUUCCGCUCUUGUUUCCACAGACAAUGAGCACAGUGUGUAAGAGAGCUUCAUUAAGCAGCGAGCAGUGGACUAACGAAGCAAGCUGUAGACUCUUGGACCCCUAUAAACUAUUCACUAAAACAAUAGCAGCACACUAAACUUUCCCUUCACAAUUUAUUUUUACUGAAAUGAUUUGUCAAUGUUCUGAUUGUUUUACACUGAACAAAAAUAUAAACGCAACGUAAAGUGUUGGUCCCAUGUUUCAUGAGCUGAAAUAAAAGAUACCACAAAUCUUACAUACUCACGAAAAGCUUGUUUCUCCAAAUGUUUGUGCACAAAUUUGUUAACAUCCCAGUUAGUGAGCAUUUCUCCUUUGCCAAGUUAAUCCAUCCACCUGACAGGUGUGGCAUAUCAAGAAGCUAAUUAAACAGCAUGAUCAUUACACAGGUGCACCUUGUGCUGGGGACAAUAAAAGGCCACUCUAAAAUGUGCAGUUUUCUCACAUAACACAAUGCCACAGAUGUCUGUAGUUUUGAGGGAGCAUGCAAACGUCGUUUUAGAGAAUUUGGCAGUACCAUGUGUAACCACGCCAUUUAGGAACAGGUCGAAACAUGAAACAUUCAUGGCCAUUUAGCUAGCUUGCUGUUGCUAGCUAAUUUGUCCUGGGAUAAAAACAUUGGGUUGUUAUUUUACAUGAAAUGCACAAGGUCCUUUUUUUCUGGAUCUUUGUAGAAUUUUGACGCAUUUUGAGUCAUACAAAAUCAUGUGUUCUCUAAGACAAUUAAUGCUGGAGUGUGGACCUCAGUUCAUCUUUCAAUCACCCACGUGGGUAUAUACUCCUAAAAAAACAAUGAGGAGAUGCGGGUCUUGCAGCGCGUCAAGCGUAAAAAAAGUUAUAUUUUAGCGCCUGGCUAAGCAGACGCUCGUUGACGCACGCGAGCAGUUUGGAUGAAAUUAUUUAAUAACAUGUAUGUGUACAUUUAUUUUGCAACGCUCGCACACGUUGUGGUAAGCAUGUUAUAUGAACUGUAACUCAGUAAAAUCUUUGAAAUUGCAUGUUGCGUUUUUAUAUUUUUCUUCAGGUUUACUCAAAAGGGUUAAGUUAACGUCCUGUGUGUUGUAUUUAUGCAUCAAUAUCCAGAAGUGUGGUGUUCCCAGUGUCCCACUUCUCCUUCCCCAUCCUAGAAUCUCAGCCAAAUCAACUUGCUUUGUUUUCACUCCCCUCUUAUCGGUUCCUUUUUUCUCCUCUGGCUACUUUCCUGAUAUAGCCUGCCUCACAGGGGGAAUAUAGCUCCAUAAGGAAUGCCCCCCCCCCCCCCCCCCCCCCCAAGUUACUCUUUCUCCCAGUCCACACAGCCCCCCCCACCCCCCUCUCUCUCUUCCUCUCUGUGACCGCUCUAUUAGUGUCUGAGCACACAGGAGCUGAUGGUCCCAACUCUUGUUAAAACAGUCCAACACAGAAAGAGAGGGACUAAGCGGAGGUGAUUUAGGUUUACAGAACAGCGAAUAGCAGUAAAAACAGACUAGUGGGAAGGAAGAAGGGAAGCAGGGGGAUGCGUGGGUGAUGGGGAUUUGGCUUAAAAUAGAACCCCUCGUCACUUUCUCCCACUCUCCCUCCUCCACUUCUUUUGUCUGCCAACCACUUUACAUCAUCCACUGGCCAAGUGGCUGGGGAGAUAAAAGCAAAAUGGCUGUGUUUUAACAAUCGCUUCCUCUCACUGGAGGUUGGUUGGACAGAUUUGCAUUCUACUCAGAUUGUUUAAGCACCAUUCAUUUUCCUAAUGCAUGAUUGACAUCCUCAGUGGAGGAAGAUUAAUGAUAGGGGAGAGUGUUUUUACCCACAGGUCGCAAAGGUCAUUGCUGCAUGCUUCUGGCUCUGCACUUCAACCUUAAUCUUUUACAGCCCGCUCCCCUGGAGAGGCGACUGUCUGGAACCCUCAUUAACCUAUUUCUGUAUCGCUUUCAACCUUUGGGUCUACAAGAAACCCUGGAUGUCCUCCCCUUGAGUCCCUCCAUCUCUCCCUCACCUUGACAAUCUGAUACCCUUGUAACCCCUACCCACCAAUUCUUCCUUCCUUCAUUCGCCAUUACCAAUUCCACUUGAUCUUUUACUCCUCUUAUGAAACAAACAAGUCAGUGCCUUUUGUAAAGCAGCUUAAGGUCCCCUCCCCUGUGAAAUCACGUAAAGAGCCCCUGUAAGAUCCCCUGGGUCGUUCCAUGUCAUUUCAGCAAGCCAUGAUACCCACCAUCUGAGAUUGUUCUGAAAUCAUUUCUGUAGUUAGACACAUAAGAUAAGCAUUCCUGCAACAUUUAUUUGGUUGAAAGAUUAUUUGAACUUUGAAUUUAAGCUAAUUGAUUGCACCCAAAUUGGCCAUUUUAAUUUAAAGGAUUCAAUCCAAAGAAAUUGUCAAACGCCACCCACGGACCCCCCACACCCGCGCCAAUCCCACCCUAACAACGAGUAUAUUGUAUACAUUCUCUAUGUCUGACGAGUAAUAUGGAGCUGCGGCUCAGAGUAUUGUUUCUUCAUCUUAUGUAAUGUAUUCUUAGUGAAUUUGGUGAUGUUUUUUUGUACAGAUAAAUUAGUAAUUGAAGCUGUUAGGUUUAUAUCCCAUCUUACAUCCUGAUAUUACCAGGUUCUGGUUCACCCAAAUUACAAAAUGGCAUAUUGGUUUCCUUACCCUUUAAGCCAGGGGUUCCCAAACUUUUUGGGCCCUCGACCCCAUGUUGAUAUAAAAAAAAAAAAAUCGGUACCCCACCAUGUAAAAACUGUGAUCAACUGUAAAUGUUUACUUUUUUAGUUGGGGCUAUGACAGUCUAUUACAAAUCAUUCUGACAGUAUUUCAAUCUGAAGGAGUUUGAAGUGACUGAAAUGCAUCAAAGGUAUUGGGAUGUUCAGAAGAUCAUUAGGCAAUACUUUUGAAUGAUCUUCUGUGAAGAAAAUAACAUAAUUGAUGAUGUUCUUUUCCCCCCAGUCUGAUUAGGGCCUGGUCUUGUCCAAUCUGUUCUAAUGAGGCUUGUGGGAACUGUAGAGGGAAACAAGACUCAUACGUGUUCCUGAGAGUCAUAUCUUUCAGUGAUGGGGUCAUAAUAAUUUAUAGCUUAAACCUUUCAAAAGAAGGAGCCACAUUUGUAGGAAGAAAACAGAAACCGCUCUGUUUAUUACAACCAUAUUUAGCUGCUACCGGCGGCUACUGAUGUAACCCCAGUUCUAUGAACCAAGCACGAUUAUUUUUGUUGUUGUUUCUCUCGCGACCCCAUUUUCAAAUCAGGUGACCACUUAGUUUGGGAAACACCGCUGUUAGCAGUUUAUGGACAAGGUAUGACAGCAACCCAUGCAUUGGUUUUGUUUACCUGGCCAUGGUUUCAAAUGCAAACUUUUUUUUAGCAUUUGUGGCACAAAUCCAAUGCAAGUCAAUGGUACCUAUAUUAACAUUUCCUCGCUUCAUAUUGAAAUAAUCUAUAAGUAACAUCAUUGAGUUACACAAUCAAUUUUUAGACACUUCAGGAAGAUUUGGAUAUGAAGCGUGAAAUGCUAAUGUAGGUACCAUUGACUUGCAUUGGAUUUGUGCCACAAAUGAUAAAAAGUUUGCAUUUGAAACCAUGGCCAGGUAAACAAAACCAAUGCAUGGGUUGCUGUCAUACAUUGACCAUAGACUGCUUACAUGUUAAGGAAACCAAUAUGUCAUUUUGUAAUUUGGGUGAACUAUCCUUUUAACAUUGAGGGGGGAUCCUAAAAAAAACUUUAAAAAAUCUGGAACAGCACCAUCUACUGGUCAGAACCUGAUAAUAUCAGGAUGUAGGAUGGAAUAUACACCUACGAACUUUAAUGACUCAUUUCUCAGAACUGCGGAAAAAAACUGACCAAAUUCACUGGGAAUACGUUACAUAAGAUGAAGAAACAAUACUCCGAGCCGCAGCUCCAUACUACUUGUCAGACAUAGAGAACUGAUACUAUAUAUUCGUUGAGGCGGCAGGUAGCUUAGUGGUUAAGAGCGUUGUGCCAGUAACUGAAAGGUCGCUGGUUCUAAUCCCCGAGCCGACUAGGUGAAAAAUCUGUCGAUGUGCCCUUGAGCAAGGCACUUAACCCUAAUUGCUCCUGUAAGUCGCCCUGUCAUGUAAAACCUGUCUCUCUGUCCCUCUCGUCCACACCCCUGGAUGUAUAACUUGAGCUUAGUUUUUAAAGGGCUGACUGAGUUCCAGAAAACAAGUUAACCCACAAGGCGGACACACCUACACAGCCUCAGUCACUUCCACUGCUCUAGGGCCUGAGUGAGUUGAGCAGUCUUUGUUUAACAUGAUUAUUUUUUAUUACAAGAAGAAUGUAGGCCUACUUGAAUUUUUCCUGGAGUUUGUCCCGUCCAUUUAAUUUCUGUGAGUGAGUUGAGGCCUGGAGAAAGACUUAAACUCUUGAGCUGUUCUGGAUCAAAGCCCUACAGUCACCUAAUCCUACAUUCUGUGUAGACUGGACACAUAGAGUUGAAGUCGGAAGUUUACAUGCACUUAGGUUGGAGUCAUUGAAACUCGUUUUUCAACCACUCCACACAUUUCUUGUUAACAAACUAUAGUUUUGGCAAGUCGGUUAGGACAUCUACUUUGUUCAUGACACAAGUAAUUUUUCCAACAAUUGUUUACAGACAGAUUAUUUCACUUAUAAUUCACUGUAUCACAAUUCCAGUGGGUCAGAAGUUUACAUAGACUAAGUUGACUGUGCCUUUAAACAGCUUGGAAAAUUCCAGAAAAUGAUGUCAUGGCUUUAGAAGCUUCUGAUAGGCUAAUUGACAUCAUUUGAAUCAAUUGGAGGUGUACCUGUGGAUGUAUUUCAAGGCCUACCUUCAAACUCAGUGCCUCUUUGACAUGAUGGGAAAAUCAAAAGAAAUCAGCCAAGACCUCAGAAAAAGAAUUGUAGAUCUCCACAAUUCUGGUUCAUCCUUGGGAGCAAUUUCCAAACGCCUGAAGGUACCACGUUCAUCUGUACAAACAAUAGUAUGCAAGUAUAAACACCAUGGGACCACGCAACCGUCAUACCGCUCUGGAAGGAGACUGGUUCUGUCUCCUAGAGAUUAACGUACUUUGGUGCGAAUAGUGCAAAUCAAUCCCAGAACAACAGCAAAGGACCUUGUGAAGAUGCUGGAGGAAACAGGUACAAAAGUAUCUAUAUCCACAGUAAAACGAGUCCUAUAUCAACAUAACCUGAAAGGCCGCUCAGCAAGGAAGAAGCCACUGCUCCAAAACCGCCAUUAAAAAGCCAGACUACGGUUUGCAACUGCACAUGGGGACAAAGAUCGAACUUUUGGGAGAAAUGUCCUCUGGUCUGAUGAAACAAAAAUAGAACUGUUUGGCCAUAACGACCAUCGUUAUGUUUGGAGGAAAAAGGGGGGCACUUGCAAGCCGAAGAACACCAUCCCAACCAUGAAGCACAGGGGUGGCAGCAUCAUGCUGUGGGGGUGCUUUGCUGCAGGAGGGACUGGUGCACUUCACAAAAUAGAUGGCAUCAUGAGGAAGGAAAAUUAUGUGGAUAUAUUGAAGCAAUAUCUCAAGACAUCAGUCAGGAAGUUAAAGCUUGGUCGCAAAUGGGUCUUCCAAAUGGACAAUGACCCCAAGCAUACUUCCAAAGUUGUGGCAAAAUGGCUUAAGGACAACAAAGUUAAGGUAUUGGAGUGGCCAUCACAAAGCCCUGACCUCAAUCCUAUAGAAAAUGUGUGGGCAGGACUGAAAAAGCGUGUGCGAGUCAGGAGGCCUACAAACCUGACUCAGUUACACCAGCUCUGUCAGGAGGAAUGGGCCAAAAUUCACCCAACUUAUUGUGGGAAGCUUGUGGAAGGCUACCCGAAACCUUUGACCCAAGCUAAACCAAUUUAAAGGCAAUGCUACCAAAUACUAAUUGAGUGUAUGUAAACUUCUGACCCACUGGGAAUGUGAUGAAAGAAAUAAAAGCUGAAAGAAAUCAUUCUCUCUACUAUUAUUCUGACAUUUCACAUUCUUAAAAUAAAGUGGUGAUCCUAAAUGACCUAAGACAGGGCAUUUUUACUAGGGAUUAAAUGUCAGGAAUUGUGAAAAACUGAGUUUAAAUGUAUUUGGCUAAGGUGUAUGUAAACUUCCAACUUCAACUGUAAGUGCAGCUGGCUGAUCCAGGUUGUUGCAUAAUCUCUUUAGCCACACGGCAGGUGUAACUGUAAUUGAAUGGCGUGUCUGUCUGGAUGAGGUUUAAUGCUGGGUUAAACCCUGAAUGCUGGUUAGACUCUGACUGGCAUUCAUCCACAGUGAUGGUGGAACUUUAAGUAUCUGGGCUUAUUGGUCAGGAAGAGUGGUUACCUUUUGACUUGCAGUGUUGUCGAACAUGUUUGCAUGUUGUUGACCUAAAUUACCAAAUUGACUAAAAAGAAACACCAACCGGGUGUCACUGUUUUGUGGAGCAUGGUUUGAUCCCCUGUAUGACAGGCCCAGGGCCGUGGGCACCCACCGUUCCCUGUUUACAGAACAAGACAAAGGGGAGACAUCCUCAAUUUGACUGGCUCUGUGAACUCAGGCUGCUUGUGUGAACCCAAGAUGUAACAUGGCAUUGUUAGAACAGGGUGUAGUGUAGGUACUAAAGGGCAACCGUUCCCUGGAGCUAUUUUGUCUCAUCAGAGGAACACACGGAGGCUUAAGUCUACUGUAACAAUUUAGAACAGCAAGAUGGAGUGAGUGGGGAAGGAAGAGAAGGAUAGAGAGACAGUGAGAGCGACGAAGAGAGUGGUCAUUCACUGUUAACAUAGGCUCUGCUCUGCCAAUCCAUGCUGAGAAUGUUGUUUACACAGACAUGGCCCAGUCUGGUUUAUGGGUUAAGCAAUGGGAUUAUGUGUUUAAAUUGGAAUUGAGAACUCCUGGCUCAGGGGCUUUCCCUGCAAGAGAUGACCGCUGCCACAAACCAUCCUCCUAGUGAUAUCACUUCCUGUUUACUUGGGAGUUUCACUAAAUCUUGAGCAAAUCUGCUUAGAAAAUACAGGAAAGAAUCAUGACAUCAGUAGUGUAGGUUAUUCUGUGAUAAAUAUAUAUGUGUGUGUCUGUGUAUACAUUACCAGUCAAAAAAUUUGGACACACCUACUAAUUCAUGGGUUUUUCUUUAUUUUUACUAUUUUCUAUAUUGUAUAAUAAUAGUGAAGACAUCAACUAUGAAAUAACACACAUGGAAUCAUAAUAAUAAUAAUAAUAAUAAUAUGCCAUUUAGCAGACGCUUUUAUCCAAAGCGACUUACAGUCAUGCGUGCAUACAUUUUUGUGUAUGGGUGGUCCCGGGGAUCGAACCCACUACCUUGGCGUUACAAGCGCCGUGCUCUACCAGCUGAGCUACAGAGGACUACAGAGGAUCAUGUAGUAACCAAAGUGUUAAACAAAUCAAAAUAUAUUUUAGAUUCUUCAAAGUAGCCACCCUUGAUGACAGCUUUUCACACUCUUUGCAUUCUCUCAACCAGCUUCAUGAGGAAUGCUUUUCCAACUGUCUCGAAGGAGUUCCCACAAAUGCUGAGCACUUGUUGGCUGCUUUUCCUUAACUCUGCGGUCCAACUCAUCCCAAACCAUCUCAAUUGGGUUGAAGUCGGGUGAUUGUGGAGGCCAGGUCAUCUGAUGCAGCACUCCAUCACUCUUCUUGGUCAAAUAGCCCUUACACAGCCUGGAGGUAUGUUUUGGGUCAUUGUCCUGUUGAAAAACAAAUGAUAGUCCCACUAAGCGCAAACCAGAAGGAAUGGCGUAUCGCUGCAGAAUGCUGUUGUAGCCAUGCUGGUUCAGUGUUCCUUGACUUCUAAAUAAAUCACAGUGUCACCAGCAAAGCACCAUCACACCUCCUCCUCCAUGCUUCACGGUGGGAACCACACAUGCAGAGAUCAUCCGUUCACCUGCUCUGCGUCUCACAAAGACAUGGUGGUUGGAACCAAAAAUCUAAAAUUUGGACUCAUCAGACCAAAGGACAGAAUUCCAUUGGUCUAAUGUCCAUUGCUUGUGUUUCCUGGCCCAAGCAAGUCUCUUCUUCUUAUUAGUGACCUUUAGUAGUGGUUUCUUUGCAGCAAUUUGACCAUGAAGGCCUGAUUCACACAGUCUCCUCUGAACAGUUGAUGUUGAGAUGUGUCUGUUACUUGAACUCUGUGAAGCAUUUACAGUGAGGGGAAAAAAGUAUUUGAUCCCCUGCUGAUUUUCUACGUUUGCCCACUGACAGACAUGAUCAGUCUAUAAUUUUAAUGAUACGUUUAUUUGAACAAUGAGAGACAGAAUAACAACAACAACAAAUCCAGAAAAACGCAUGUCAAAAAUGUUAUGAAUUGAUUUGCAUUUUAAUGAGGGAAAUAAGUAUUUGACUAUUCUGCAAAACAUGACUUAGUACUUGGUGGCAAAACCCUUGUUGGCAAUCACAGAGGUCAGACGUUUCUUGUAGUUGGCCACCAGGUUUGCACACAUCUCAGGAGGGAUUUUGUUCCAAGAUCUUCUCCAAGUCAUUAAGGUUUCGAGGCUGACGUUUGGCAACUCGAACCUUCAGCUCCCUCCACAUAUUUUCUAUGGGAUUAAGGUCUGGAGACUGGCUAGGCCACUCAAGGACCUUAAUGUGCUUCUUCUUGAGCCACUCCUUUUUGGGUCAUUGUCAUACUGGAAUACCCAUCCACGACCCAUUUUCAAUGCCCUGGCUGAGGGAAGGAGGUUCUCACCCAAGAUUUUACUGUACAUGGCCCCGUCCAUCGUCCCUUUGAUGCGGUGAAGUUGUCCUGUCCCCUUAGCAGAAAAACACCCCCAAAGCAUAAUGUUUCCACCUCCAUGUUUGACAGUGGGGAUGGUGUUCUUGGGGUCAUAGGCAGCAUUCCUUCUCCUCCAAACACGGCGAGUUGAGUUGAUGCCAAAGAGCUCAAUUUUGGUCUCAUCUGACCACAACACUGUCACCCAGUUCUCCUCUGAAUCAUUCAGAUGUUCAUUGGCAAACUUCAGACGGGCCUGUAUAUGUGCUUUCUUGAGCAGGGUGACCUUGCGGGCGCUGCAGGAUUUCAGUCCUUCACGGCGUAGUGUGUUACCAAUUGUUUUCUUGGUGACUAUGGUCCCAGCUGCCUUGAGAUCAUUGACAAGAUCCUCCCGUGUAGUUCUGGGCUGAUUCCUCACCGUUCUCAUGAUCAUUGCAACUCCACGAGGUGAGAUCUUGCAUGGAGCCCCAGGCAGAGGGAGAUUGACAGGUAUUUUGUGUGUCUUCCAUUUGCGAAUAAUCGCACCAAUUGUUGUCACCUUCUCACCAAGCUGCUUGGCGAUGGUCUUGUAGCCCAUUCCAGCCUUGUGUAGGUCUACAAUCUUGUCCCUGACAUCCUUGGAGGAGCUCUUUGGUCUUGGCCAUGGUGGAGAGUUUGGAAUCUGAUUGAUUGAUUGCUUCUGUGGACAGGUCUUUUAUACAGGUAACAAGAUGAGAUUAGGAGCACUCCCUUUAAGAGUGUGCUCCUAAUCUCAGCUCUUUACCUGUAUAAAAGACACCUGGGAGCCAGAAAUCUUUCUGAUUGAGAGGGGGUCAUUAUUUUGGAUUAUUUUGUUGUUAUUCUGUCUCUCACUGUUCAAAUAAACCUACCAUUAAAAUUAUAGACAGAUCAUGUCUUUGUCAGUGGGCAAACGUACAAAAUCAGCAGGGGAUCAAAUACUUUUUUCCCUCACUGUAUUUGGGCUGCAAUCUGAGGUGCAGUUAACUCUAAUGAACUUAUCUUCUGCAGCAGAGGCAACUCUGGGUCUUCCUUUCCUGUGGCGGUCCUCAUGAGAGCCAGUUUCAUCAUAGCGCUUGAUGUGUUUUGCGACUGCACUUGAAGAAACUUGAAAGUUCUUGAAAUGUUCCUUAUUGACCGACCUUCAUGUUUUAAAGUAAUGAUGGGACUGUCGUUUCUCUUUGCUUAUUUGAGCUGUUCUUGCCAUAAUAUGGACCAAAUAGGGCUAUCUUCUGUAUACCACCCCUACCUUGUCACAACACAACUGAUUGGCUCAAACACAUUAAGAAGGAAAGAAAUUCCACAAAUUCACUUUUAACAAGGCACACCUGUUAAUUUAAAUGCAUUCCAGGUGACUACCUCAUGAAGCUGGUUGAGAGAAUGCCAAGCGUGUGCAAAGCUAUCAUCAAGGCAAAGGGUGGCUACUUUGAAGAAUCUCAAAUAUAAAAUAUUAUUUUUGACACUUUUUUGGUUACUACAUGAUUCCAUAUGUGUUAUUUCAGUUUUGAUGUCAUCACUAUUAUUCUACAAUGUAGAAAAUAGUAAAAAUAAAGAAAAACGCUUGAAUGAGUAGGUGUGUCCAAACUUUUGACUGGUACUAUAUACAGUUGAAGUCGGAAGUUUACAUACACUUAGGUUGGAGUCAUUAAAACUCGUUUUUCAACCACUCCACAAAUUUAUUUUGAACAAACUAUAGUUUUGGCAAGUCGGUUAGGACAUCUACUUUGUGCAUGACACAAGUAAUUUUUCCAACAAUUGUUUACAGACAGAUUAUUUCACUUAUAAUUGACUGUAUCACAAUUCCAGUGGGUCAGAAGUUUACAUACACUAAGUUGACUGUGCCUUUAAAUUGCUUGGAAAAUUCCAGAAAAUGAUGUCAUGGCUUUAGAAGCUUCUGCUAGGCUAAUUGACAUCAUAUGAGUCAAUUGGAGGUGUACCUGUGAUUGUAUUUCAAGGCCUACCUUCAAACUCAUCACCACUUUGCUUGACAUCAUGGGAAAAUCAAAAGAAAUCAGCCAAGACCUCAGAAGAAUAAAUGUAGACCUCUGGUUCAUCCUUGGGAGCAAUUUCCAAACGCCUGAAGGUACCAUGUUUAUCUGUACAAACAAUAGUACGCAAGUAUAAACACCAUGGGACCACGCAGCUGUCAUACCGCUCAGGAAGGAGAAGCAUUCUGUCUCCUAGAGAUGAAUGUACUUUGCAAAUCAAUCCCAGAACAACAGCAAAGAACCUUGUGAAGAUGCUGGAGGAAACGGGUACAAAAGUAUCUAUAUCCACAGUAAAACGAGUCCUAUAUCAACAACCUGAAAGGCCGCUCAGCAAGGAAGAAGCCACUGAUCCAAAACCGCCGUAAAAAAGCCAGACUACGGUUUGCACCUGCACAUGGACUUACUUAUUGCUGUUCACUGGACCUUAUGAUCACUCAGCUACACAGCUAAUGCCUGCUGGACUGUUCCUUUACACUGUACCCCAUCCUGUUUAGCCUCAGCCCAAACUUUUGUUGCCAUUACCAGUUGUCUUAGCCCUCUCGACUAACACCUGUCAUUGCGUUAUGCCUCUCUCCCAUGUCAAUAUGCCUAGCCUAUUGCUGUUUGGGUUAGUUCUUAUUAUACAAUUUCACUGUAGAACCCCCAGUCCCGCUCAACCAGCCUCAGAGAGCUCCUUUGUCCCACCCCCCAUACACGCGGAGACCGGCUCAAUCGGUACCUCCAGUGAUGCUAUCUCUUUCAUAGUUACCCAAUGCUUAGGUGUACCUCCACUGUACUCAUAUCCUUCCAUAUCCUUGUCUGUACAUAAUGCUCUGAACCUAUUCUACAACGCCCGGAAAUCUGCCCCUUUUAUUCUCUGUACCCAACGCACUAGAAGACCAGUUCUUAAAGCCUUUAGCCGUAUCCUUAUUCUAUUCCUCCUCUGUUCUUCUGGUGAUGUAGAGGUUAACCCAGGCCCUGUAGCCCCCAGUAUCACUCCUACCCCCCAGGCGCUAUCAUUUGUUGACUUCUGUAACCGUAAAAGCCUUGGUUUCUUGCAUGUUAACAUCAGAAGCCUCCUCCCCAAGUUUGAGUUAUUCACUACGUUAGCACACUCUGCCAACCCUGAUGUUCUAGCAGUGUCUGAAUCUUGGCUUAGGAAGGCCAUCAAAAAUGCAGAAAUGUCCAUCCCGAACUACAACAUUUUCCGUCUAGAUAGAACUGCCAAAGGGGCGUAGUUGCAAUCUACAGUAGAAAGAGCCUGCAGAGCUCUAUCAUACCAUCCAGGUCUGUGCCCAAACAGUUUGAGCUUCUACUUCUAAAAAUAAACCUUUCCAGAAAUAAGUCUCUCACUGUUGCCGCUUGCUUACAGACCCCCCUCAGCCCCCAGUUGUGCCCUCGACACCAUAUGUGAAUUGCUUAUCCCCCAUCUAUCCUCAGAGUUCUUACUGCUUGGUGCCCUAAACUGGGAUAUGCUUAACACCCCGGCCAUCCUACAAUCUAAACUAGAUGCCCUCAAUCUCACACAAAUGAUCAAGGAACCUACCAGGUACAACCCUAAAUCCGUAAACAUGGGCACCCUCAUAGAUAUAAUCCUGACUAAUUUACCCUCUAAAUACACCUCCGCUGUCUUCAACCAGGAUCUCAGCAAUCACUGCCUCAUUGCUGCGUCCGUAAUUGGGUCCAUGGUCAAACGACCACCCCUCAUCACUGUCAAACGCUCCCUAAAACACUUCAGCGAGCAGGCCUUUCUAAUUGACCUGGCCCGGGUAUCCUGGAUGGAUAUUGACCUCAUUCUGUCAGUAGAGGAUGCCUGGAUGUUCUUCAAAAGUGCUUUCCUCUCCAUCUUAAAUAAGCAUGCCCCAUUAAAAAAAAUUCAGAACUAAGAACAGAUAUAGCCCCUGCUUCACCCCAGACUUGACUGCCCUUGACCAGCACAAAAACAUCCUGUGGCGUACUGCAUUAGCAUCGAACAGCCCCCGCGAUAUGCAACUUUUCAGGGAAGUCAGGAACCAAUAUACACAAGCAGUUAGGAAAGCAAAGGCUAGCUUUUUCAAACAGAAAUUUGCAUCCUGUAACACUAACUCCAAAAAGUUUUGGGACACUGUAAAGUCCAUUGAGAAUAAGAGCACCUCCUCCCAGCUACCCACAGCACUGAGGCUAGGAAAAACUGUUACCACCGAUAAAUCUACGAUAAUCGAGAAUUUCAAUAAGCAUUUUACUACGGCUGGCCAUGCUUUCCACCUGGCUACCCCUACCCCGGCCACCAGCUCUGCACCCUCCGCUGCAACUUGCCCAUGCCCCUCCCGAGAUCCCCCGAGAUUGGAAAGCUGCCGCGGUCAUCCCCCUCUUCAAAGGGGGUGACACUCUAGAUCCAAACUGUUACAGACCUAUAUCCAUCCUGCCCUGCCUUUCGAAAGUAUUUGAAAGCCAAGUUCACAAACAGAUCACCGACCAUUUCGAAUCCCACCGUACCUUCUCCGCUAUGCAAUCUGGUUUCCGAGCUGUUCAUGGGUGCACCUCAGCCACGCUCAAGGUCCUAAACGAUAUAAUAACCGCGAUCGAUAAAAGACAGUACUGUGCAGCCGUCUUCAUCGACCUGGCCAAGGCUUUUGACACUGUCAAUCACCGCAUUCUUAUUGGCAGACUAAAUAGCCUUGGUUUCUCAAAUGACUGCCUCGCCUGGUUCACCAACUACUUCUCAGAUAGAGUUCAAUGUGUGAAAUCGGAGGGCCUGUUGUCUGGACCUCUGGCAGUCUCUAUGGGGGGUGCCACAGGGUUCAAUUCUCGGGCCGACUCUAUUCUCUGUGUAUAUCAAUGAUGUCGCUCUUGCUGCUGGUGACUCUCAGAUCCACCUCUACGCAGACGACACCAUUUUGUAUACAUCUGGCCCUUCACUGGACACUGUUAACAAACCUCCAAAUGAGCUUCAAUGCCAUACAACACUCCUUCCGUAGCCUCCAACUGAUCUUAAACGCUAGUAAAACUAAAUGCAUGCUCUUCAAUCGAAUGCUGCUUGCACCCGCCCGCCUGACUAGAAUCACUACUCUUGGUGGGUCUGACUUAGAAUAUGUGGACAACUACAAAUAGCUAGGUGUCUGGUUAGACCGUAAACUCUCCUUCCAGACUCACAUUCAGCAUCUCCAAUCCAAAGUUAAAUCUAGAAUCGGCUUCCUAUUUUGCAACAAUGCCUCCUUCACUCAUGCUGCUAAACAUGCCCUCGUAAAACUGACUAUCCUACCGAUCCUUGACUUCGGCGAUGUCAUUUACAAAGUAGCUUCCAACACUCUACUCAGCAAAUUGGAUGUAGUAUAUCACAGUGCCAUCCGUUUUGUCACCAAAGCCCCAUAUACUACCGACCAUUGUGACCUGUACGCUCUCGUUGGCUGGCCCUCACUACAUAUUCGUUGCCAAACCCACUGGCUCCAGGUCAUCUAUAAAUCACUUCUAGGCAAAUCCCUGCCUUAUCUUAGAUCAUUGGUCACCUUAGCAACACCCACCCAUAGUAUGCAUUCCAGCAGGUAUAUCUCACUGGUCAUCCCCGAAGCCAACACCUCCUUUGGCCGCCAAUCCUUCCAGUUCUCUGCUGCAAAUGACUGGAACGAACUGCAAAGAUCUCUGAAGCUGGAGACCCUUAUCUCCCUUACUAAUUUUAAGCAUCAGUUGUCAGAGCAGCUUACCGAUCAAUGCACCUGUACACAGCCCAUCUGUAAUUAGCCCACCCAACUACCUCAUCCCCAUAUAGUUAUUUAUUUUGCUCAUUUGCACCCCAGUAUCUCUAUUUGCACAUCAUCUUCUGCACAUCACUCCAGUGUUAAUACUAAAUUGUAAUUAUUUUGCACUAUGGCAUAUUUAUUGCCUUACCUCCAUAACUUACUACAUUUGCACACACUGUAUAUAGAUUUUCUAUUGUGUUAUUGACUGUAUGUUUUGUUUAUUCCAUAUGUAACUCUGUGUUGUUGUUGUUUUUAUCGCACUGCUUUGCUUUAUCUUGGCCAGGUCGCCAACUUGUUCUCAACUGGCUUACCUGGUUAAAUAAAAAUAUCUUACUUUUUGGAGAAAUGUCCUCUGGUCUGAUGAAACAAAAAUAUAACUGUUUGGCCAUAAUGACCAUCGUUAUUUUGGAGGAAAAUGGGGGGAUUAUGUGGAUAUAUUGAAGCAACAUCUCAAGACAUCAGUCAGGAAGUUAAAGCUUGGUAGCAAAUGGGUCUUCCAAAUGGACAAUGACCCCAAGCAUACUUCCAAAGUUGUGGCAAAAUGGCUUAAGGACAACAAAGUCAAGGUAUUGGAGUGGCCAUCACAAAGCCCUGACCUUAAUCCUGUAGAAAAUAUGUGGGCAGAACUGAAAAAGCAUGUGCGAGCAAGGAGGCCUACAAACCUGACUCAGUUACACCAGCUCUGUCAGGAGGAAUGGGCCAAAAUUCACCCAACUUAUUGUGGGAAGCUUGUGGAAGGUGAUCCGAAACCUUUGACCCAAGUUAACAAUUUAAAGGCAAUGCUACCAAAUACUAAUUGAGUUUAUGUAAACUUCUGACCCACUAGGAAUGUGAUGAAAUAAAUAAAAGCUGAAAGAAAUCAUUCUCUCUAUUAUUAUUCUGACAUUUCACAUUCUUAAAAUAAAGUGGUGAUCCUAACUGACCUAAGACAGGGAAUUUUUACUAGGAUUAAAUGUCAGGAAUUGUGAAACUGAGUUUAAAUGUAUUUGGCAAAGGUGUAUGUAAACUUCCAACUUCAACUGUAUACAGUGCAUUCGGAAUGUAUUCAGACAUUUUCCACAUUUUGUUACGUUACAGCCUUAUUCUAAAAUUGAUUAAAUUGUCAAUCUAUACACAAUACCCCAUAAAGACAAAGCAAAAACAGGUUUUUAGAAAUGUUUGCAAAUUUAUAAAAAAUCUAAAACUGAAAUAUCACAUUUAUAUAAGUAUUCAGACCCUUUACUCAGUACUUUGUUGAAGCACCUUUGGCAGCAUUUACAGCCUCGAGUCUUCUUGGGUAUGAUGCUACAAGCUUGGCACACCUGUAGUUGGGGAUUUUCUCCCAUUCUUCUCUGCAGAUCCUCUUAUGGUCUGUCAGGUUGGAUUGGGAGUGUCACUGCACAGCUAUUUUCAGGUCUCUCCAGAGAUGUUAGAUCGGGUUCAAGUCUGGGCUCUGGCUGGGCCACUCAAGGACAUUCAGAGACUUGUCCCAAAACCACUCCUGCGUUGUCUUGGCUGUGUGCUUAGGGUUGUUGUCCUAUUGGAAGGUGAACCUUUGCCCCAGUCUGAGGUCCUGAGCGCUCUGGAGCAUGAUGCUGCCACCACCAUGCUUCACCGUAGGGAUAGUGCCAGGUUUCUUCCAGAUGUGAUGCUUGGCAUUCAGGUAAAAUAGUUCAAUUUUGGUUUCAUCAGACCAGAGAAUCUAGUCUAAGUCCUUUAGGUGCCUUUUGGCAAACUCCAAGCGGCCUGUCAUGUGCCUUUUACUGAGGAGUGGCUUCCAUCUGGCCACUCUACCAUAAAGGCCUGAUUGGUGGAGUGCUGCAGAGAUGGUUGUCCUUCUAGAAGGUUCUCCCAUCUCCACAGAGGUACUCUGGAGCUCUGUCAGAAUGACCAUCGGGUUCCUGAUCACCUCCCUGACCAAGGCACUUCUCCCCCGAUUGCUCAGUUUGGCCGGGCGGCCAGCUCUAGGAAGAGUCUUGGUGGUUCCAAACUUCUUCCAUUUAAGAAUGAUGGAGGCCACUGUGUUCUUCAAUGCUGCAGACAUUUUUUGGUACCCUUCCACAGAUCUGUGCCUCAACACAAUAUUAUCUCGGAGCUCUAUGGACAAUUCCUUUUGACCUCAUGGCUUGGUUGUUGCUCUGACAUGCACUGUCAACUGUGGGACCUUAUAUAGACAGGUGUGUGUGCCUUUCCAAAUCAUGUCCAAUCAAUUGAAUUUACCACAGGUGGACUCCAAUCAAGUUGUAGAAACAUCUCAAGGAUGAUCAAUGGAAACAGGAAGCACCUGGGCUCAAUUUCAAGUCUCAUAUCAAGGGGUCUGAAUACUUAAGUAAAUCAUGUAUUUCAGAUUUCUAUUUUUUAUAAAUUUGCAAAAAUGUCUAAAAAAAAAACCUUUGCUUUGUCAUUAUGGUAUAUUGUGUGUAGAUUGGUGAUGAGGAUGUUUAUCUAAUCCAUUUUAGAUUAAGGCUGUAACUUAACAAAAUGUGGAAAAAGGGAAAGGGUCUGAAUACUUUCCAAAUGCACUGUACAUACAUGCAUGCAUGCAUACAUACAUACAUACAUACAUACAUACAUACAUACAUACAUACAUACAUACAUACAUACAUACAGUGGGGAAAAAAAGUAUUUAGUCAGCCACCAAUUGUGCAAGUUCUCCCACUUAAAAAGAUGAGAGAGGCCUGUAAUUUUCAUCAUAGGUACACGUCAACUAUGACAGACAAAAUGAGAAAAAGAAAUCCAGAAAAUCACAUUGUAGGAUUUUUUAUGAAUUUAUUUGCAAAUUAUGGUGGAAAAUAAGUAUUUGGUCAAUAACAAAAGUUUCUCAAUACUUUGUUAUAUACUCUUUGUUGGCAAUGACACAGGUCAAACGUUUUCUGUAAGUCUUCACAAGGUUUUCACACACUGUUGCUGGUAUUUUGGCACAUUCCUCCAUGCAGAUCUCCUCUAGAGCAGUGAUGUUUUGGGGCUGUCGCUGGGCAACACAGACUUUCAACUCCCUCCAAAUAUUUUCUAUGGGGUUGAGAUCUGGAGACUGGGUAGGCCACUCCAGGACCUUGAAAUGCUUCUUACGAAGCCACUCCUUUGUUGCCCGGGCGGUGUGUUUGGGAUCAUUGUCAUGCUGAAAGACCCAGCCACGUUUCAUCUUCAAUGCCCUUGCUGAUGGAAGGAGGUUUUCACUCAACAUCUCACGAUACAUGGCCCCAUUCAUUCUUUCCUUUACACGGAUCAGUCGUCCUGGUCCCUUUGCAGAAAAACAGCCCCAAAGCAUGAUGUUUCCACCCCAUGCUUCACAGUAGGUAUGGUGUUCUUUGGAUGCAACUCAGCAUUCUUUGUCCUCCAAACACGACGAGUUGAGUUUUUACCAAAAAGUUCUAUUUUGGUUUCAUCUGACCAUAUGACAUUCUCCCAAUCCUCUUCUGGAUCAUCCAAAUGCACUCUAGCAAACUUCAGACGGGCCUGGACAUGUACUGGCUUAAGCAGGGGGACACGUCUCGCACUGCAGGAUUUGAGUCCCUGGCAGCGUAGUGUGUUACUGAUGGUAGGCUUUGUUACUUUGGUCCCAGCUCUCUGCAGGUCAUUCACUAGGUCCCCCCGUGUGGUUCUGGGAUUUUUGCUCGCCGUUCUUGUGAUCAUUUUGACCCCACGGGGUGAGAUCUUGCGUGGAGCCCCAGAUCGAGGGAGAUUAUCAGUGGUCUUGUAUGUCUUCCAUUUCCUAAUAAUUGCUCCCACAGUUGAUUUCUUCAAACCAAGCUGCUUACCUAUUGCAGAUUCAGUCUUCCCAGCCUGGUGCAGGUCUACAAUUUUGUUUCUGGUGUCCUUUGACAGCUCUUUGGUCUUGGCCAUAGUGGAGUUUGGAGUGUGACUGUUUGAGGUUGUUGACAGGUGUCUUUUAUACUGAUAACAAGUUCAAACAGGUGCCAUUAAUACAGGUAACGAGUGGAGGACAGAGGAGCCUCUUAAAGAAGAAGUUACAGGUCUGUGAGAGCCAGAAAUCUUGCUUGUUUGUAGGUGACCAAAUACUUAUUUUCCACCAUAAUUUGCAAAUAAAUUCAUAAAAAAUCCUACAAUGUGAUUUUCUGGAUUUUUUUUUCUCAAUUUGUCUGUCAUAGUUGACGUGUACCUAUGAUGAAAAUUACAGGCCUCUCUCAUCUUUUUAAGUGGGAGAACUUGCACAAUUGGUGGCUGACUAAAUGUACAGUGGGGAGAACAAGUAUUUGAUACACUGCCGAUUUUGCAGGUUUUCCUACUUACAAAGCAUGUAGAGGUCUGUCAUUUUUAUCAUAGGUACACUUCAACUGUGAGAGACGGAAUCUAAAACAAAAAUCCAGAAAAUCACAUUGUAUGAUUUUUAAGUAAUUAAUUUGCAUUUUAUUGCAUGACAUAAGUAUUUGAUCACCUACCAACCAGUAAGAAUUCCGGCUCUCACAGACCUGUUAGUUUUUCUUUAAGAAGCCCUCCUGUUCUCCACUCAUUACCUGUAUUAACUGCACCCGUUUGAACUCGUUACCUGUAUAAAAGACACCUGUCCACACACUCAAUCAAACAGACUCCAAUCUCUCCACAAUGGCCAAGACCAGAGAGCUGUGUAAGGACAUCAGGGAUAAAAUUAUAGACCUGCACAAGGCUGGGAUGGGCUACAGGACAAUAGACAAGCAGCUUGGUGAGAAGGUAACAACUGUUGGCGCAAUUAUUAGAAAAUGGAAGAAGUUCAAGAUGACGGUCAAUCACCCUCAGUCUGGGGCUCCAUGCAAGAUCUCACCUUGUGGGGCAUCAAUGAUCAUGAGGAAGGUGAGGAAUCAGCCCAGAACUACACGGCAGGACCUGGUCAAUGACCUGAAGAGAGCUAGGACCACAGUCUCAAAGAAAACCAUUAGUAACACACUAUGCCAUCAUGGAUAAAAAUCCUGCAGCGCACGCAAGGUCCACCUGCUCAAGCCAGCGCAUGUCCGGGCCCGUCUGAAGUUUGCCAAUGACCAUCUGGAUGAUCCAGAGGAGGAAUGGGAGAAGGUCAUGUGGUCUGAUGAGACAAAAAUAGAGCUUUUUGGUCUAAACUCCACUCGCCGUGUUUGGAGGAAGAAGAAGGAUGAGUACAACCCCAAGAACACCAUCCCAACCGUGAAGCAUGGAGGUGGAAACAUCAUUCUUUGGGGAUGCUUUUCUGCAAAGGGGACAGGACGACUGCACCGUAUUGAGGGGAGGAUGGAUGGGGCCAUGUAUUGUGAGAUCUUGGCCAACAACCUCCUUCCCUCAGUAAGAGCAUUGAAGAUGGGUCGUGGCUGGGUCUUCCAGCAUGACAACGACCCGAAACAUACAGCCAGGGCAACUAAGGAGUGGCUCCGUAAGAAGCAUCUCAAGGUCCUGGAGUGGCCUAGCCAGUCUCCAGACCUGAACCCAAUAGAAAAUCUUUGGAAGGAGCUGAAAGUCCGUAUUGCCCAGCGACAGCCCCGAAACCUGAAGGAUCUGGAGAAGGUCUGUAUGGAGGAGUGCGCCAAAAUCCCUGCUGCAGUGUGUGCAAACCUGGUCAAGACCUACAGGAAACGUAUGAUCUCUGUAAUUGCAAACAAAGGUUUCUGUACCAAAUAUUAAGUUCUGCUUUUCUGAUGUAUCAAAUACUUAUGUCAUGCAAUAAAAUGCAAAUGAAUUACUUAAAAUCAUACAAUGUGAUUUUCUGGAUUUUUGUUUUAGAUUCCGUCUCUCACAGUUGAAGUGUACCUAUGAUAAAAAUUACAGACCUCUACAUGCUUUGUAAGUAGGAAAACCUGCAAAAUCGGCAGGUUAUCAAAUACUUGUUCUCCCCACUGUACAUGUUGGAAAAGCCCUGAUAGACUGUGUUGAAAGUGUGUAUUUCUGUCUGAACUGAGGAAAAGGAGAAUGUGACUGGGUGGAGCCAUUUGACUAUCAAGCAUGUGGUGUUAAUUUUUGUUGAUUUACCAUGUCAGCCCCAGAGUGAGUGUUUUUUAAAAACUCACUGCAGGCAGAGAUGUUUAGACCCUCUUGGCUGCUGUAAACAACUUAGGUGAAACAACCCACCCACGGGUCUCUUAAAACAUGCUAUUAAAACAAGAUCAAAUGAGGGGAGCAAUACAGUGGUCAUUCUUCUACCUAAAGUUUCAAAUGUUUUGCUCCACUAAAACCUAUAACAGCAACCAGCCUCCUCAAUGGGCAGUUAAUAUCCUGUUACUAACCAUGAAGUCAAUCAAUAACAUUUAUUUGUAAAGAUUGUUUUACAUCAGCAGAUGUCACAAAGUGCUAUACAGAAACCCACCCCAAACAGCAAGCAAUGCAGAUGUAGAAGCACAGUGGUUAGGAAAAACACCUUAGAACGGCAGGGACCUAGGAAGAAACCUAGAGAGGAAGCAGGCUCACCAGUCUUCUUCUGGCUAUGCCGGGUGGAGAUUAUAAGAGUACAUGGCCAUUUUAAGGGCAGAUUUGUUCUUCAAAAUGUUGAAACGUUCAUAGAUAAGCAGCAGGGCCAAAUAAAAUAAUAUAUGAGAGAGAGGCAGAGAAUCCCAGUGGAGAGAGGGGAGCUGGCCAAGCAGAGACAGCAAGGGCAGUUCGUCGCUCCAGUGCCUUGCCGUUCACCUUCGCACCCCUUGCCCAGACUAUACUCAGUCCUAGGACCUACUGAAGUGAUGAGUCCAGUAAAGACUUAAAGGUCGAGACCGAGUCUGCGUCUCUCACAUGGAUAGGCAGACCAUUCCAUAAAAAUGGAGCUCUAGAGGAGAAAGCCAUGCCUCCAGCUGUUUGAUUAGAAAUUCUAGGGACAAUAAGGAGGCCUGCGUCUUGUGACUGUAGUGUACUUGUAGGUAUGUACAGCAGGACCAAAUUGGAGCGAUAGGUAGGAACAAGCCCAUGUAAUCCUUCGUAGGUUAGCAGUAAAACCUUGAAAUCAACCCUAGCCUUAACAGGAAUCCAGUGUAGAGUGGCUAGCACUGGAGUAAUAUGAUUCUAGCAGCCGUGUUUAGCACUAACUGAAGUUUAUUUAGUGCUUUAUCCGGGUAGCCGGAGAGGAGAGUAUUGCAGUAGUCUAAUCUAGAAGUGACAAAAGUGACAUGGAUUAGCUUUUCUGCAUAAUUUUUGGACAAAACGUUUCUACUUUUGCAUUUUACGAAGAUGGGAAAAAAGCUGUCCUUUGAAAUAUUCUUCAUAUGUUUGUCAAAUAGAGAUCAGGGUCUAGAGUAAUGCUGAGGUCCUUCAGUUUAAUUUGAGACGACUGUAUAACCAUCAAGAUUCAUUGGCAGAUCCAAUAGCAGAUCUCUUUGUUUCUUGGGACCUAGAACUAGCAUCUCUGGUCUGUCUGUUUAAAAGUAAAAAAGUGCUCCGCUCUCUUCACAUCAGGCAUCACUUUCUCUAUGUGACCUACUCUCUUAAUAUAUAUAUUUCUGUGUCCUUGUAUUUACUUUCUGGUGGCUUAAGAACUGGGGGGAAUGGUUAAUCGUGUAGUAAACUGAUCUGGUGUAUUGCCAUGUUCAGCAGGUAGCCAGGCCUGAUAUAUCAGUCACUGUGAUGGGGGAGCUGUGGCUGUGUAACACGGUCAGACCAUAAUGCAGCAGGGUGAUUUGAUUUGGGGGUCAGAGGUCAGGAGUCUUUAGAUGCUGCUGUGGAAUGUCUUGGGGCCCCUGUGGGUGCCAAGGGAGUAGGUACUAAAGAUAGAUAUUAUUUACACCAACUGCUCUGGCCCCUGCAGGAAAGGGUAUGACUGUCUGUGUAGAGAAUUCUGUCUUUAUGUGGGAGACCCAUUAAAAAAUAUACCAAAAGUUCAAACAUUUAACUUUUUAUUAGAACAUGUGACAAUACAUUUUUCUCUUUGACAUAUUCAUUGAAUUAAUGACAAUCUGCACUUCAAAUUAUCCCCUGUGUAUUGCUGUUUUGUGUAAGAGAGUGUGUAAAAAGGUUGCAAUGCAUAGGAGGCUGGUGGGAAGAGGUAUAAGAGGAUGGGCUCAUUGGAAUGGAAUGAAUGGAACGGAGUCAAACGUGGUUUCCAUAUGUUUGAUGUGUUUGAUACUGUUCCAUCAAUUCCAUUCCAGUCUUUUACAAUGAGCCCAUCCUCCUUUAGCUCCUCACAUCAGCCUCCUCUGUUGCAACGUAGUCUGUGGCUGAUGAGAGGAGUGACAGUAGAGCCAUUGAAAGAGAGACCUCUGUGGAGCCCAGGCCCACACCCGGUUAACGACCACGUCUGGUCUGGUUUGGUGCACCGUUACACUGCAGCUGCUGGCACAAUUCCAGGCUGGAUGUUCCUCUGAGACUCACUAGGCUGCCCUCCAGCUCCAGCCACUUUGGUCAUCACAUUACAAUAAUAGAUCUACCUGUCCCAAACGCACAGAGAUGGUUUGUGUUUCUGUGAAUAGCUGCCUGUUUAGAUGUAGGCUAUGUAAUGACUUGUAUACUCUUUCCGUUGGCCUCUAAUGUGAUUGGGACAUGCAGUGUAGGACAUCAUGCCAUGGGCAACUAUUGUUGUGCUCUGAGGGGAUACAGAGUGCUGUGCCAAAAACAUCAACUGCCAACUGCAUUGUCUCCAUCCAGCUCCAUCCAGCAUCAGUCAGAUGUUUUGGUACUGUUCCACGGGGCCAGAUGCUGUUUCAGUUCAGUAUUGGGCUCCUGUACAUCUAAACAGCUCAUAGGAAUAUUUUUAUGUGGCCACAAGUGUCUCUCUCGCUCUAUUGAUUCUCAUAAAAGACAACUGGUCAUUUCUUUCCCUAAGAUAUGGCCACAUUUUAUGACAUUGAAAUAUGAGUUUAAAAUGUACCCCCCAAAAAAUUAUAUUUGGUUGCUCUUCAAUUACACUGAACAAAAAUGUAAAUGCAACAUGUAAAGUGUUGAUCCCAUGUUUCAUGAGCUGAAAUAAAAAAAAUCCCAGAAAAAGUUUAUUUGUGCACAAAUUUGUUUAUCCCUGUUAGUGAGCAUUUGUCCUUUGCCAAGAUAAUCCAUCCACCUACAGGUGUGGCAUAUCAAUAAACGGAUUAAACAGCAUGAUCAUGACACAGGUGCACCUUGUGCUGGGGACAAUAAAAGGUCACUUUAAAAUGUGCAGAUGCCACAGAUGUCUCAAGUUUUGAGGGAACGUGCAAUUGGCAUGCUGACUGCAGGAAUGUCCACCAGAGCUGUUGCCAGAUAAUUUCAUGUUCACUUCUCUAACCAUAAGAUGUCGUUUUAGAGAAUUUGAAAGUAUGUCCAACUGGCCUCACAACCGCCGACUACUUGUAACCACGCCAGUCCAGGACCUCCACAUCCGGCUUCUUCACCUGUAGAAUCGUCUGAGGGAGGGGUGGGGGUGGUGCUGAGGAGUAUUUCUGUCUGUAAUAAAGCCCUUUUUGUAAAAAAUAAUAAAAAUAAAACUCAUUCUGAUUGGCUGGGCCUGGCUCCCCAGUGGCUGGGCCUGGCUGCCAAAUGGGUGGGCCUAUGCGCUCCCACGCCCACCCAUGGCUGCACCCCUGCCCAGUCAUGUGAAAACCAUAGAUUAGGGCCUAAUGAAUUUAUUUCAAUUGACUGAUUUCCUUAUAUGAACUGUAACUCUGUAAAAUCUUUGAAAUUGUAUAGAUUGUUAAAAUGGCUCUUGACUAACUGUCAUGUCCUCUCCUUCAGUGUGCCAUGUUUUUGCUGUCCUGGAGGAUGGAGCAUUGGCACAAAACCUACAGGAACAGGAAAGUAAGUACAUCACACACACCCCUUACAGUAGUCUGUCAGAGUUACUGUAGUAGGUGGUCCAUGGCUGUGUUUGUGUAACCCUGUGUUCCCCUCUGUCCCAGUUGAGCAGUACUACACCACCAACAUCCAGAAGAACCAGCUGGUGCAGAAUGACAUCCGCAUCGCCAAGAGGCUGCAGGAUGAGGAGGAGGAACAGAGAGCUCAGCACAGAGCCCUGAGCCAGGCGUCGAGACAACUGUAAGGGCACUGUGUUUAUUUAAAUAAACACUUUGCUCGCACGCAGGCACACACACACAUUUUCCACCUCACUCUCCAUGUACCCUCUGUGCAUUUAUUUUACUGUACACUGUCAAUAUUUUUAAAAACUAUCUAGACUGUCUCCAUAAACAAUUCCUACAUAAUCUAAACUAUCGGUGUACUUGUGGACCCCCUGGCAAUUUUGUACAUACUCUAUAUGAAACACAGGGUGGUUUUGUCUCUCAGACAGUAAUCCAUGCCCAUCUCCCCUGUCCCUUCUGUGUACCCAGUGAGGAACAGGAUUCAGAGUAUGCCCGGAUGAUCCAGGAGGACAUCCAGAGAUGUGCUGAUGAGGAGGCUCUGAGGAGGGAGCAGGAGGACAAGGUGAGCUGCGGAUGUCUUCUAAUUUGAUUUGAGGAGAAACUUGAGGUUCAUAGUGGUUCUCUACAGUACUGAUAGUGUACUCACUGCUCACUAAUUAAGUGGAUUUCCACUAGCUUUUUGUAGAUCAUGGAACGUCAUAAUUUCAGUUUCCCCGGGGACCAAAUCUAUAUACAGUAUAAUGUGGCUCUGUAAUGAAUGAGGUCACAGUGGAGCUGAACGCUGCCCUCUCUGGGCCCGGGGUUACCCACUCAGAUGUAUCUACUCAACCUGAACACACUGGGAGAGGCCAGUCUGAGCAGGGUCAAAGGUCACCACAGAGACAACCUGUGAGCUAUUAUUAAUCUGAUUGACAAGUUAAGCCGUUUCCCUGAUAAUUGACUCCAGGUUAUGCUCCAUCCCUCCUGCUCUGUCUCACUGAAGGUUAGUCUGAGGAGAAACAGGCUAGAUGGAUGCAGAGGCUUUAUCUGUACAACUUUGUACAAUAUCAUGUCUGAAACGGGUGCAUGUAAGUUUCCACGUUCAUGUAUCUAGUUGGUCAACUGUAGAAAAGUAGCAGGAAUUUUCCAUCUACUGCGUUACUAAGGAGGUCUUUGACAAAGCGAUCAGGGAGUUGCAUGAAAAGGAGCUUCCUUUUAUAGAUGUAGCUUAAAUAAAUAAAAAUAAAUUGGUCAUUUAGCAGACGCUCUUAUCCAGAGCGACUUACAGCUUCUCUCCAGUGAGUUGUAGAUAAACUGACCUCUGACCCAGACAUAAGGAGAGCACUCAGACAUAUCCCAUCCAUUACCUCUCUGCUGCUGCCUCAGUUGUAAGGCCGGACCUGUCCCUACUGUGCACACAGGAGCCAGGCCAGGCCGCACAAUAUACACAAACUGGAGUAGACACAGAGAAGGAGUUGUACAUGUGUGAGGAAGCACUCAGUGCGUCAGUAUAGGACUGUUUAAAGCUAGAAUCUUUUGUUGCUACAUCAAUAUUUGGACUUAUAAAUUAAUUAUAAAUACCAGAUUCUUGAAGAAUAUAACUUUUAUACAGUGCCUUCAGAAAGUAUUCAUACCCCUUGACUUAUUCCACAAUUUGGUGUUACAGUCUGAAUUCAAAAUGGAUCAAAUAGUUUUUUCUCACCAAUCUACACACAAUACCCCAUAAUGACAAAGUGAAAACACAUUUUAAGAAAUGUUAGCAAAUUUAUUGAAAAUGAAAUACGCAAAUAUUCAUUUACGUAAGUAUUCACACCCCUGAGUCAAUACUUUGUAGAAGCACAUUUGGCGGCGACUAUAGCUUUGAGUCGUCUUGGGUAUUUCUGUAUCAGCUUUGAAAAUCUGGAUUUUAGGGUUUUCUCCCAUUCUUCCUUGCAGAUUUUCUCAAGCUCUGUUAAGUUAGAUGGAGAGCGGCGGUGAAAAGCAAUCUUCUAAGUCUUUCCACAGAUUUUCAAUCGGAUUCAAGUCUGGGCUUUGGCUGGGCCACUCAAGUACUUUGACAUUCUUGUUCCGAUGCCAUCCCAGCAUUGCUUUGGCUGUGUGCUUUGGGUCAUUGUCCUGUUGGAAUGUAAAUCUUUGCCCCCAGACUAAGGUCGUUUGCACUCUGAAGCAGGUACUCAUUAAGGAUUUGCCUGUAUUUGGCUCCAUUCAUUGUUCCCUCUAUCCUGACCAGUCAGUCACCCAGUCCCUGCUGCUGAAAAGCAUCCCUGUAGCAUGAUGCUGCCACCAACAUGCUUCACGGUAGAGAUGGUGUUAUACGGGUGAUGAGCUGUGCCUGGUUUUCUCCAGAGAUAGCGCUUUGCAUUCAGGCCAAAUAGUUUAAUUUGUCUCAUCAGACCACAGAAUCUUUUGCCUAAUGCUCGGAGUCUUUCACGUGCCUUUUUGCAAACCCCAGGCAUGCUGUCAUGUGCCUUUUUCUUAGGAGUGACUUCCGUCUGGCCACACUCCCAUAAAGCCCAGAUUGGUGAAGUGCGGAGUCUGGGUAGUUCCAUAUUUUUCCCAAUGACGGAGACCACUCUGCUCUUGGAAACUUUCAACACUCUAGAAAUUGAUUUGUACCCUUCCCCAGAUAUACAGUGCAUUCGGAAAGUAUUCAGACCCCUUGACUUAUUCCACAUUUUGUUACUUUACAGCCUUACAGAGUCUUCUUGGAUAUGACGCUACAAGCUUGGCACACCUGUAUUUGGGGAGUUUCUCCCAUUCUUCUCUGCAGAUCCUCUCAAGCUCUGUCAGGUUGGAUGGGGAGCGUCGCUGCACAGCUAUUUUCAGGUCUCUCCAGAGAUGUUCGAUCGGGUUCAAGUCCAGGCUCUGGCUGGGCCACUCAAGGACAUUCAGAGACUUGUCCUGAAGCCACUCCUACGUAGUCUUGGCUGUGUGCUUAGGGUCGUUGUCCUGUUGGAAGGUGAACCCUUGCCCCAGUCUGAGGUCCUGAGCGCUCUGGAGCAUGAUGCUGCCACCACCAUGCUUCACCGUAGGGAUAGUGCCAGGUUUCUUCCAGAUGUGACGCUUGGCAUUCAGGCCAAAGAGUUCAACCUUGGUUUCAUCAGACCCAUAGAAUCUUGUUUUUCAUGGUCUGAGAGUCUUUAGGUGCCUCCAAGAGGGCUGUCAUGUGCCUUUUACAGGCUUCCGUCUGGCCACUCUACCAUAAAGGCCUGAUUGGUAGAGUGCUACAGAGAUGGUUGUCCUUCUGGAAGGUUCUCACAUCUCCACAGAGGAACUCUGGAGCACUGUCAGAGUGACAAUCGGGUUCUUGGUUACCUCCCUGACCAAGGCCCUUCUCCCCCGAUUGCUCAGUUUGGCCGGGCGGCCAGCUCUUGGUAGAGUCUUGGUGGUUCCAAACAUCUUCCAUUUAAGAAUGAUGGAGGCCACUGUGUUCUUGGACCUUCAAUGCUGCAGACAUUUUUUGGUACCCUUCCCCAGAUCUGUGCCUCGAUACAAUCCUGUCUCGGAGCUCUACGGACAAUUCCUUCGACCUCAUGGAUUGGUUUUUGCUCUGACACGCACUGUCAACAGUGGGACCUUUUAUAGACAGGUGUGUGCCUUUCCAAAUCAUGUCCAAUCAAUUGAAUUUACCACAGGUGGACUCCAAUCAAGUUGUAGAAACAUCUCAAGGAUGAUCAAUGGAAACAGGAUGCACCUGAGCUCAAUUUCGAGUCUCAUAGCAAAGGGUCUGAAUACUUAUGUAAAUACGGUAUUUCUGUUUUUUAAAAUUAAUAAAGUUGCAAACAUUUCUAAACCUGUUUUCGCUUUGUCAUUAUGGGGUAUUGUGUGUAGAUUGAGGAUGGAUUUUUUCUUUUAAUCUGUUUUAGAAUGAGAAAAAAAUAUAUUUUGAAAAACACAACAAAAUGUGGAAAAAGUCAAGGGGUCUGAAUACUUUCCGAAUGCACUCUGAAAGUAUUCAUACCCUUUGACAUAUUCCACAUUUUGUGUUACAGCCUGAAUUCCAAAUUGAUUAAAUAUGAUUCUUUUUCACCAAUCUACACACAAUACCCCAUAAUGACAAAGUGAAAACACGUUUUAAGAAAUGUUUGCAAAUGUAUUAAAUUAAAUACAAAUAUACUUAAUUUACAUAAAUAUUCACUAACCUGAGUCAAUACUUUGUAGAAGCACCUUUGGCAGCAAUUUUAGCUGUGAGUCUUUCUGGGUAAAUUUCUAAGAGCUUUCCACACCUGGAUUGUGCAACAAUUUAUUAUUUUCAAAAUUCUUCAAGCUCUGUAAAAUUGGUUGUUGAUCAUUGCUAAACAACCAUUUUCAGGUCUUGACAUAGAUCUUCAAGUAGAUUUAAGUCAAUACUGUAACUCGGCCACUCAGGGAAAUUCACUGUCUUCUUGGAAAGCAACUCCAGUGUAGAUUUGGCCUUGUGUUUUAAGUUAUUGUCCUGCUGAAAGGUGAAUUAAUCUCCCAGUGUCUGGUGGAAAGCAGACUGAACCAUGUUUUCUUCUGGGAUUUUGCCUGUGCUUAGCUCCAUUCCGUUUCUUUUUAUCCUGAAAAACUCCCCAGUCCUUAACGAUUACAAGCAUACCCAUAACAUGAUGCAGCCACCACUAUGCUUGAAAAUAUGGAGGGAUACUCAGUAAUGUUGUGUUGGAUUUUCCCCAAACAAAACACUUUGUAUUCAGGACAAAAAGUUAAUUGCUUUGCCACAUUUUUUGCAGUAUUGUUGUAAACAGGAUGCAUGUUUUUGAAUAUUUGUAUUCUGUACAGUCUUCCUUUUUUUUCACUCUGUCAAUUAGGUUAGUAUUGUGGAGUAACUACAAUGUUUAUCGAUCCUCAGUUUUCUCCCAUCACAGCCAUUAAACUCUGUAACUGGUGAAAUCCCUGAGUGGUUUCCUUCCUCUCCGGCAACUAAGUUAGGAAGGAAGCCUGUGUCUUUGUAGUGACUGGGUGUAUUGAUACACCAUCCAAAGUGUAAUUUAAUAAUUUCACCAUGCUCAAGGUGAUAUUCAAUGUCUGUUUAUUUUUUUAUUUUUUUACCAAUCUACCAAUAGGUGCCCUUCUUUGAGGCAUUGGAAAGCCUCCCUGGUCUUUGUUGUUGAAUCUGUCUUUGAAAUUCAAUGCUCGACUGAGGGACCUUACAGAUAAUUGUAUGUGUGGGGUACAGAGAUGAGGUAGUCAUUCAAAUAUAAUGUUAAAUACUCUUAUUGCACAAAGAGUGAGUCCAUGCAACUUUUUAUGUGACUUGAUAAGCACAUUUUUACUCCUGAACUUAUUUAGGCUUUCCAUAACAAAGGGGUUGAAUACUUAUUGACUUAAGACAUUUCAGCUUUUCAUUUUUUAUUAAUUAACAUUUUUGAAAAACAUAAUUCCACUUUGACAUUAUGGGGUAUUGUGUGUAGGCCAGUGACAAACUCAAUUUAAUCAAUUUUAAAUUCAGGCUGUAACACAACAAGAGUCAAUGGGUGUGAAUACUUUCUGAAGGCACUGUGCCACUGAACAAUUCUAUCUCAGGGAUCUACGGACAGUUCCUUGGAAUUCAUGGUAUAGUUUCUGCACUGACAUGCACGGUCAACUGUGGGACCUUGUAUAGAUGGGUGUGUUUUGUUUUAAAUCAUGCCCAAACAAUUGAAUUGGCUACAGGUGGACUCCAAUGAAGUUGUAAUUUGCCAACAUUUAUAAAAACAUGUUUUCACUUUGUCAUUAUGGGGUGUUGUGUGUAGAUGGGUGAGAAAAAUAAUUUUAAUCCAUUUUGAAUUCAGGCUGUAACACAACAAAAUGUGGAAUAAGUCAAGGGGUAUCUAUACUUUCUGAAGGCACUGUAUAUGCGUCAUGAGCUUAGUCCAACUGUCGUACCCCAUCAGAACUCCAAAUGUAAGAUUUUUUUACUCCAAUGUUUGUGAACAAUGUAAAUACUCUAGCCUCAAAAUAUGGUUAACAAUAUAAUUUUGAUAUCAUGAAUGGCCAGUCCAUCCAUAGCUCUGUCUAUGAAUUUGAACGUUUUACAUUUCAGCUUUUCAUUUAUUUAUUUUUUCUAAAAACAUAAUUCCACUUUGACAUUAUGGGGUAUUGUGUGUAGGCCAUUGACACACAAUCUCAUUUUAAUCUACACUGCUCAAAAAAAUAAAGGGAACACUUAAACAACACAAUGUAACUCCAAGUCAAUCACACUUCUGUGAAAUCAAACUGUCCACUUAGGAAGCAACACUGAUUGACAAUAAAUUUCACAUGCUGUUGUGCAAAUGGAUAGACAACAGGUGGAAAUUUUAGGCAAUUAGCAAGACACCCCCAAUAAAGGACUGGUUUUGCAUGUGGUGACCACAGACCACUUCUCAGUUCCUAUGCUUCCUGGCUGAUGUUUUGGUCACUUUUGAAUGCUGGCGGUGCUUUCACUCUAGUGGUAGCAUGAGACGGAGUCUACAACCCACACAAGUGGCUCAGGUAGUGCAGCUCAUCCAGGAUGGCACCUCAAUGCGAGCUGGGGCAAGAAGGUUUGCUGUGUCUGCAGCGUAGUGUCUAGAGCAUGGAGGCACUAUCAGGAGACAGGCCAGUACAUCAGGAGACGUAGAGGAGGUCGUAGGAGGGAAACAACCCAGCAGCAGGACUGCUACCUCUGCCUUUUGUGCAAGGAGGAGCACUGCCAGAGCCCUGCAAAAUGACCUCCAGCAGGCCACAAAUGUGCAUGUGUCUGCUCAAACGGUCAGAAACAGACUCCAUGAGGGCCCGACGUCCACAGGUGGGGGUUGUGCUUACAGCCCAACACCGUGCAGGACGUUUGGCAUUUGCCAGAGAACACCAAGAUUGGCAAAUUCGCCACUGGCGCCCUGUGCUCUUCACAGAUGAAAGCAGGUUCACACUGAGCACAUGUGACAGACGUGACAGAGUCUGGAGAUGCCGUGGAGAUCGUUCUGCUGCCUGCAACAUCCUCCAGCAUGACCGGUUUGGCGGUGGGUCAGUCAUGGUGUGGGGUGGCAUUUCUUUGGGGGGCCGCACAGUGCUCGCCAGAGGUAGCCUGACUGCCAUUAGGUACUGAGAUGAGAUCCUCAGACCCCUUGUGAGACCAUAUGCUGGUGCGGUUGGCCCUGGGUUCCUCUUAAUGCAAGACAAUGCUAGACCUCAUGUGGCUGGAGUGUGUCAGCAGUUCCUGCAAGAGGAAGGCAUUGAUGCUAUGGACUGGCCCGCCCGUUCCCCAGACCUGAAUCCAAUUGAGCACAUCUGGGACAUCAUGUCUCGCUCCAUCCACCAACGCCACGUUGCACCACAGACUGUCCAGGAGUUGGCGGAUGCUUUAGUCCAGGUCUGGGAGGAGAUCCCUCAGGAGACCAUCCGCCACCUCAUCAGGAGCAUUCCCAGGCGUUGUAGGGAGGUCAUACAGGCACGUGGAGGCCACACACACUACUGAGCCUCAUUUUGACUUGUUUUAAGGACAUUACAUCAAAGAUGGAUCAGCCUGUAGUGUGGUUUUCCACUGAAAUUUUGAGGGUGACUCCAAAUCCAGACCUCCAUGGGUUGAUACAUUUGAUUUCCAUUGAUAAUUUUUGUGUGAUUUUGUUGUCAGCACAUUCAACUAUGUAAAGAAAAAAAGUAUUUAAUAAGAUUCAUUCAUUCAGAUCUAGGAUGUGUUAUUUUAGUGUUCCCUUUAUUUUUUUGAGCAGUGUAUUUUAAAUUCAGGCUGUAAAAUAAUUUGACAGGUGAAAUGAAGAAUGCGAUCUGCUUUAACUCCUAACGUAUUGCACAAGUUGACUGCAGGUAUUAACUUAAAAAGUAGCUAAAAAUGUAUUGAAAAACUUCAAAUAAAUAGUUUCAACGUUGAUGGUAUUGAAAAACCAUCCUGUGGCUAUUUCCAAAUACCCCGGUAUACAUUAUAUACUGUAUACCGCCCAAGCCUAAUACAGAGUAAUAUUCUACUUCCAAGGUCAUUGCAAAUUAACUUUUAUGUAACAUUGGCUGAUGUAGUGUGUUGAUUAAAUAUUAGCGUCCCUGCUGACUGUGUGUUUAAUUGUGCAGCAGAACAGAAGGCACCAGGCGGUGCAGUCAGUCUGAAUGCCAGUUCCCCAUGGCACUCCCUGAGCUAACCUGCCAUGUCAAGCUGCUAAUUGCCUGCUGAGGCUGGCAAGGCUGAGCUGGCUAAGCACUGUGAUUUAGCCAAGCAAGAGGCUCUUAUGGUUUUCUCUUAACACUUGUUGUCAUUAGAGGUUUUUGAACCGAUGGGCCCGCCCCCUCUAAACCUUGAUCUACAAGUGGCAUCAAGGGAGGUUAUACUGAUAUGGUUUGUUGUCGCCUUCACAGACCUCCUCCUGCACGUAUCAAUGGACAUGCACCCCAUUUCCGUUACGUAUAAUUUGUCGCACACGUCUUCAAUACUGUCUCAGAGGAGGCAGAGCACAAGUCUUUGGAGGUCAAUGUUAUAAGGGAGGCAGCCCUUGUGCAGGGUGGCACUGGCAUGCCCAGUUGACAAGGUGUUAAUGAAAGUAAAGCAGUCCUCUCUCAGCAAUUUUUACAGACCAGAGCCCAGCCGCCCAGCCAGGCAGGCAGAGCCAGGCACAGGGAGAUGAAAGGUUGGCCUUCUCUGUUUGUCUCUGGUCUGCUGGUCUGGUCUGCCUGCCUGGCCUCUUAUUUUCCAUUGAGUCAGCCCCCAGGCCUUCCUGAAAUAACCAGCCUAGCCUGGCCAUCUGGAGCUAGCCUGAUCCUAGAUAUAUUUGUGCCGUUUCGACACAAUGACCAUAGGAGUUGGUAAGACAGCACAAACAGAUCUGGGACCAGGCUAACCCGGAGCAGGUUUUGUGCUGAGCAGCCACUGUGGACCUGCUAGAUUUCCCUCAUAAUGGAGACAAGUCACCUACUGUGGCUCUGCAUUCAGAAACACUUCCACUGUCUUUCUAGUGCAGGCCACCCAGACUCUGUCUAUACAAUGACAGAGACUAGUUGUCAGUCUUUAUCAUGUUGCAAGUUUCCACACAUCAUUAAAUACUAUUUAGGUGUAGUUGUAGUGCUGUUAUUUCCACAGAACAAAGCAAAGACACAUUUGUGUCGUGUUCUGAAGAGUUGAUGAUGUUUUGUUUGUCCUUACUGCUUGUUUGAGUUAACCCACUAAACCACCUGACUGAGUGAUUGACCAAUUGGAUCCUUGCAGUGGUGUAAAGUACUUAAGUAAAAAUUAUUUAAAGUACUACUUAAGUAGUUUUUUGGGGUAUCUGUACUUUACUUUACUAUUUCUACUUUUGCCAACUUUUACUUCACUACAUUCCUAUAGAAAAUUAUGUAGUUUUUACUCCAUACAUUUUCCCUGAUACCCAAAAGUACUUGUUACAGUUUGACAGGAACAUUUUCCAAUUCACAAAAUUAUCAAGAGAACAUCCCUGGUCAUCUCUACUGUCUCUGACUCACUAAACACACAUGCGUAGUUUGUAAAUGAUGUCUGAGUGUUGGAGUGUGCCCCUGGCUAUCCGUAAAUAAAUAAAAAACAAGAACAUUGUGCCAUCUGGUUUGCUAUAAGGAAUUUGAAAUUAUUUAGACUUUUUUACUUUUGAUACGUAAGUAUAUUUCAACAAUUCCAUUUACUUUUGAUACAUAUAUUUAAAACCUAAUACUUUUAGACUUUUACUCAAGUAGUAUUCUACUGGGUGACUUUUACUUGAGUCAUUUUCUAUUAAGGUAUCUUUACUUCUACUCAAGUAUGACAAUUGAGUACUUUUUCCACCACUGGAUCCUUGUUUGAAUUCUGUUUGAAUUCUGAUUUAGAACAAUGAGCCAAUAAUGUCUAAGUAUUAUGCCAUGUCACUCAUACACCUAACCAUGUAGCUCAUACACCUAACCAUGUAGCUCAUACACCUAACCAUGUAGCUCAUACACCUAACCAUGUCACUCAUACACCUAACCAUGUAGCUCAUACACCUAACCAUGUAGCUCAUACACCUAACCAUGUAGCUCAUACACCUAACCAUGUAGCUCAUACACCUAACCAUGUAGCUCAUACACCUAACCAUGUAGCUCAUACACCUAACCAUGUAGCUCAUACACCUAAUGUAUCUGUGGAUUGAUUGAUGCUUUGUAUCACUCACCAGUCAUUCUUUGACUGGUGAGUGACCAAAAAGUAAGAACCCUAACCCUAUUUCUUUGAAGAUUCUCUGUUAUUGAUAUUGCUAGUGGUUGAUUUGACUAUCUUUUUAUUUUAGGGUAGCUGGGUUUGGGUCUUUACAAAUUGUUUAUUUCUUCAUGUUGGGCCAUGUUAUACUGACACCUUGUGGUACUAAUAUGUAAUGUACAUAAUUAUCUCUUUCAAAGGUUCUUUGAAUGUAGAUGGGUGGAAGAAAAAUAGAAAACCACAGUGAUUGAUGCCAGCGUGUGCCCACACAUUGGCACAAGCCUAGUUAACCUCACCCAUAUGCUUGGCAGGCAUUUGGAGCCUGACAUUUUGGGCCAAUUUUGACUGACUCAGUACUGCAACUGAGCACAAACUGAGUGUGUGAAGCAUCAAAUUAACAUAUUUAUUCUCUGUUCUGGGCUCUAAGUCGACCCUAAAUCACUAUUACUCUGUUAUAUGAUACUGAUGACAACCAUUUCUAUAAUCUCUAAAUGAUUUUAUUUACAUGUGCUGACUGAGUGUAUUGUUCAGCUCCAGUUCCACGGAUGAAACAAUAAUAGACCUAACCUUGUUUCCACAGGAAAUGGCUAAACACAUCCAGGAAGAGGAGGAGCUGAGGGUCAGACAGAGGAGCAGUGGGCAGGAGAGCCUCAGUGAUGGUACGGUCACUUUAGUUAAUUUUCUUCUAUAGUGAAGCAACAGAUACUGUCACCAUUGUUUUGUUGUUUGGGCCUCAGAAAAGAUUUCCAAUUAUUCCUAGGCAUUAAUAUCAUGUAUAAUCUAACAGUGUACUUUAUGGGUAAAAGGCCCCUAUGUUGACAGGGUCAUUUGCUGUAGGGUCCUUUUUUAUAAUCUCCUAUCUGUGGUUUCUUUCUUUUAUUCCUGAAAUAAUGUCUAAUGGUGACCAAGUUUGGUUGAAUGAUUGCUGUGGUUUAAAUCCUACUUUGGGUGGUACCUGUUAUUCUGACCUGUCCUCCUGAUUUAUUCUGUGUUACUUCUCAAUGCUUUUCACCAUGAUUGGUGUGCAUACUGUUUGUUUAUUUUAUGAUCAUAACAAGGACAAAAUAUGGCACUGAAGAACUUUAAAUCUAAAUCAACUAAAUAAACCUUGUGGUGCCUAAUUUCAAACUCUGGACUCUUAAAGUCUGAUGAUGAAACAUGAUGAUCAAGCCCGCCACACCUGGGUCAUUGUGGCAGGGUUGUAGGUGUGGGGAAAGGGGAUACCUAGUCAGUUGCACAACUGAAUGCGUUCAACCAAAAUGUGUCUUCCACAUUUAACCCAACCCCACUGGAUCAGAGAGGUGCGGGGGGGCUGCCUUAAUCGACGUCCACGUCAUUGGCGCCCAGGGAGCAGUUGUUGUUGAGGGUUAACUGUCUCGCUCAAGGGCAGAAUGGCAGAUAUUUCUACCUUGCUGGCUCGGGGAUUCAAACCAGCAACCUUUCGGUUACUGGCCCAACGCUCUUAACCACUAGGCUACCUGCAUAGUAGGUGUAGAUCUGAAGCUUGCUUGGGGAGACUGAGCUCUAAUCUAACCCUGCUUUGCUCUGCAUGCUUGACUUGCCUGUCCUCCUCCUCCUCAGGCUGACAUUCCCAUCUGCAUCCACUUGACUCCACAGGUUUCCUGGCAGCCUUAUCACUCUGGCAAUCCCUUAGCUCUAGCUAUCUUGUUAAUAACAUGGACCAUGGCACUGUAUGCAUUGUGUUUUGUGUGUCAAGCUUUUAUUUAAAUGUUCACUUAUAGAUAAAUAAUCUAUGAUAAUUUAACGACAUGCCUCUGUUGGGCCAAAUAUGAAAAAUUAUUAUUACAAAAUGGCAUUAUACCUAGCAUGGUCCCUUGUGUUAGCCUGGCACCAUUCACUGUGCCUGUCUAAUAUAAACCAUUAACACCCUCACCCACACUAACCUGCUUUUGUGUUUGCAUGUUUGGCUUGAUUAAAGACUGUGCCAGCGUCCUUGCCUCACACUCAUCAUGCCCACGCCAGCCUGCUCUCAGCAACAUCCCCAGCCAGGUAGAAGGGCUGCACCAUCAGCCUGCUACCAGUAGGUGGCAAUGUUCCACCUCUAACACCCAGUCACAGUCAGACUCUACUGCCGAGCCUCUGUAUGAGACCCACAGGACAGCAGGACAGAAUAACAGAACACAAUCAUCACAUAAUGGAUACUCGGAUCCACCUAGACUCAUCAGAAACUACCUCCAAUGCCCUCCACCUGACUAUUUGAGUGAUGAAGGCUCAGAGGACACAGACACUGUUUUCCCUGAACACCUCCCUCCAUCCCGGCCCUGUAGACUGGAGAAAUUGCUCAAUACUGCCCCUAGUGGUCGCCAGGCUCCCAUGUACCAACCACCGGAGAGGAGUCUCAGCAGUCCCAUCAGCUUCAGAGAGGAGCGCAACAGGGUGUGGGAGGGGGGAAGGGGAGCGAGGGAGGAAAGGCAUAGGGGGAGUUGGCAGGACAGGAAUAGGGGGGUUCAGGAGGAGAGGGAUAGGAUUUGGGACAGGAAUCUCAGGGCGAAGCAUGACCGGGGUUAUGACAGAUCAGAGGAGGGGAAAGAGAGGCGCUACAUCAAUAGUACUAGUGACUCUGCCAGAGGGGUGCAGGAUAGAGACGGAGUUAGGAGGAGGUGGACCUACAGAGAGACCAGCGACAACAAACAAGUCCGCUUCCAGGAUGAUGCCAGCAGGCGAGGUCAUAGUUACCAUGAUGACAGCAGGCAUAUGGUGAAUGUAUGGGAGCUGAUUGUCCAUGACUUAAGAGAGAGGGGUGUGGCCGUGAGGCAGAGCUUCCACGGGGGGUCAAGGUCACGGGGGGUCAGAGGUGAGGUCAGAGACGGCCAAGUACAUGAUGGGGAAAAUGCCGUCGCCCAUAGUGACUCUCAACAUCAACAGAGGGCUUUUCAAAGAGCUGUCCCCACCAGGCGCAGUUACCAUGGAGAUGUCGGGGAAAGAAAGAGAGCCUCACAAAGAGAAGGCUACAGUAAACGAGGCUAUGGAGGAGAGCGAGAAAGAAUCCUUGAAAACCUGACCAUAGAGGAGGGUAGUGGGACUGAGGUCGAUGUUGGACACAGUAGAGAUGAUUGGCUGUUCAGCAGAGAGAGAGGGGGGAGCGGGAGGAGGAGGAGUGGUGGAGACCCUAGGAACAGGGUCAGCUCAGGUGGGGACCAGGAGAGGGAUGGCAGGGAUGAGAGGCACCACCAUAGUGAGCGCAGGGUGAGUAGUGAGCGCAGGGUGAGUAGUGAGCGCAGGGUGAGGAGCAGUGUGAGUGAUCGCCGGCAUAAGCAGGAGGAGCAGAACAGCUCAGAGGAGGAAGAGGAGAGGAGGGAGGAGAGACCCCCACGGAGAGUCCACCAUCUCAGCCAAAGCUUCUGCAGCAGAGGGGCCUCCAUCAGGGCCAGAUCUAGGCACACCCCCAGAGCAGGUAACACCCUGAGCUGCAGGAACCUCAGCGCUCUAAACACAGACCUGCAGGGGAGGCGGCUACUCUACUCAACUUUACCCAAAGCUUUCCCAACAACCUCUGUGUGUACAUCUACUCCUCUUCACAUCCUCCCUCAAUCAAUUCUGGAGAAAUCUACUCCCAUCUUGGUUUCCAUGUGUUUAAGGGAGGGGCCUCCAAAAAAUUUUUUUUUCUCAGAAAUUAGAUUUUUCCUCUGUAGUAGUGUUCAUUCUGAUGGUCUGGGAAAUAUCUUCAUCUGGAUUUCCCUCAUUUAUAGACUAGCUGCUAUUCUUCAACCCCUCUCCACCCUUCAUCUUUGUCAUCUCCAUGUCCUGUCAUCUCUCUCUUGAAACGAUCCAAGAGAUGAUUGUUGUUGUUCUUCUUGAUGAACCUAUUUUAUUAUUAAAUAAAGAUUUUGUCAUAUACACGGGAUAGGUGCAGUGAGAUGUUGUUCUAAAGGGUCAGCCAUAGUAGUGAGACGCCCCUGGAGCAAAACCGGGUUAAGUGCCUUGCUCAAGGAUUUUUCAUCUUAUCAGCACAGGUAUUUGAACCAGCAACCUUUCGGCUCCUGGCCCAACGCUCUAACCGCUAGGCUCCCUGCUGCCCCUGACCUGUCUCCCAGAACAUGUGCUGUAUGAUUUGCAGUAUGCGUUUCUUUCCUCUAAAUACACUGAACAAAAAUAUAAACGCAACAUGUAAAGUGUUGGUCCCAUGUUUCAUGAGCUGAAAUAAAAGAUCCCAGAAAUUGUACAUACGCACAAUACGCUUAUUUCUCUAAAAUGUUGUGCACAAAUUUGUUUACAUCCCUGUUGGUGAGCAUUUCUCCUUAGCCAAAAUAAUCCAUCCACCUGACGGGUGUGGCAUGAAAUAGCAUGAUCAUUACACAGGUGCACCUUGUCCUGGGAACAAUAAAAGGCCACUCUAAAAUGUGCAGUUUUGUCACACAACACAAUGCCACAUAUGUCUCAAGUUUUGCGGGAACGUGCAAUUGGCAGGCUGACUGCAGGAAUGUCCACCAGAGCUGUUGCCAGAGAAUUGAAUGUUCAUUCCUCUAUCAUAAGAAGCCUCUAACGUCAUAUUAGAGAAUUUGGGAGUACUUCCAACCGUCCUCACAACCGCAGGCCACGUGUAACCACGCCAGCCCAGGACCUCCACAUCCAGCUUCUUCACCUGUGGAUCGUCUGAGACCAGCCACCCGGACAGCUGAUGCAAUUGUGGGUUUGCACAACCUAAUAAUUUCUGCACAAACUGUCAGAAACCAUCUCAGGGAAGCUCAUAUGCGUACUCGUCGCCCACACCAGGGUCUUGACCUGACUGCAGUUUGGCGUCGUAACCGACUUCUGUGUGCAAAUACUCACCUUCAAUGGCCACUGGCAUGCUGGAGAAGUGUGCCUUUCACGGAUGAAUCCCGAUUUCAACUGUCCCGGGCAGAUGGCAGACAGCGUGUAUGGGCGAGCAGUUUGCUGAUGUCAACAUUGUGAACAGAGUGCCCCAUGGUGGCGGUGGGGUUAUGGUAUGGGCAGGCAUAAGCUAGGGACAACGAACACAAUUGCAUUUUAUCUAUGGCAAUUUGAAUGUACAGAGAUACCGUGACGAGAUCCUGAGGCCCAAUUGUCGUGCCAUUCAUCCGCCGCCAUUACCAUGUUUCAGCAUGAUCAUGCACGGCCCCAUGACUCAAGGAUCUGUACACAAUUCCUGAAAACUAAAAAUGUUCUUCCAUGGCCUGCAUACUCACCAGACAUGUCAACCGUUGAGAAUGUUUGGGAUGCUCUGGAUUGACGUGUACGACAGCAUGUUCCAGUUUCUGCCAAUAUCCAGCAACUUCGCACACCCAUUGAAGAGGAGUGGGACAACAUUCCACAGGCCACAAUCAACAACCUGAUCAACUCUAUGCGAAGGAGAUGUGUCACGCUGCAAAUGGUGGUCACACCAGAUACUGACUGGUUUUCUGAUCCAUGCCCCUACCUUUUGUUUAAGGUAUCUGUGACCAACAGAUGCAUAUCUGUAUUCCCAGUCAUGUGAAAUCCAUAGAUUAGGGCCUAAUGAAUUGAUUCCAAUUGACUGAGUUCCUUAUAUGAACUGUAACUUAGUAAAACUUUGAAAUUGUUGCAUGUUGUGUUUAUAUUUUUGUUCAGUGUAUAUAUCUAUCUUCACAAGGUCUGUCAUUUCAUAGACCUUUAAUCAUACCACAGCACACCCUUUAUAUCUCUAAACUUUCCUGACCCAAGUCUCUCCUCCUACAGGAGCCGCGCUGCAGCCGGAGGAGAGGGCGUGUCUGGACCUGGAGGAGCUGCACCAGGUGUUGCUGGAUGAGGAGCUGGCCAGGAGGUUGCAGAAGGAGGAGGAGAAGCUGUUGAGUAGGGUAAGGGAGGAUCCUCCUACUGGCUGUACUGUGUCAGCUCACAUCCCACUAUGUAACUUAAUGUCGCUGUCUGAUGAAAACCUCUUAAUUUUCAAAACAGAAACUUUUCAGGAAGUGGACAAAACUGCCAUAUUUUCACAUUAAGGAACAUACAAUUAUGAACUACAGAAGCUAUUUUGAAUAUGUUCUUGGUCCUAGAGUCAUGAAAUGUUCAGAGUACAUUGAGGGGAGUUACUGCUUUCAAUACAUGUACAAAUUAAAUAAAUAAAAAAUAAAAAAUGAGUUGUCAUUGCAGAACCCUCCAGCCCGUUCUUCCCACUCUCAACACGACUCCUACCCAGAGGGAGACUUCAGAGUCGCGCAAGUGGCUCAGGAUGAGGUAAGAGACGGAGCUGUAAAAGGAAAUAUCAUGAUUUUGGUAGUAUCUCCCAACAGAACUGACUGCAAGUGAGGCUAUGAUUUAGGGCAGGGGUCUUCAACCUUUUCUUGCCCAGGCACCCGCUCCCAGGAAAACCGACAACCCAGGGACCCCAUCAUACGUUAUUAAAUUAUUUAUUUUUUCAGAUGAAUGAUAAUGGCGAGGCAAAGUAAUAAACAUUUUAAAAUGAAUAGAUUUGGUAGAUGGUGUUUCAUUAUUUUGACCACCCCACAUUAUAACUGGAAGAGGAAGUGUAAACUCUAAAAUAGCCUAUUAGCUAGAAAGGUAACUCCAAACACAUUUUUGCUAAGAGCAGCUAUUUAUCUGGUUAAACAAAGGUUAGCAAAAAUGUAUGUCCAAGUCAAUAAAACUUGCCAGCAGCACUUGCUGCACUGGUAGCCAAUUCGCGGGUGCUUUUUCAAAGCCUAUGUCAGAUACUCCAGUGAGUGUAAUUGGCUCUUAUGAGUGUAUUUUGCUCAAUAUUAGGAGUUAAGAAAUAAAGUUGACAUUAUAAAUAAUAUACUAUUUUCUACUGUAUGUAAUUAAAAAGUUGUUUAUUCUUUUUUGCUUCUAUAUUUUGCGGUACCUUGGGGGCUGCGGACCCCCAGUUGAAUCUCCCUGAUUUAAGGAGAGGUACACUACCAUUCAAAAGUUUGGGGUCACUUAGAAAUGUCCUUGUUUUCGAAAGAAAAGCAAUUUUUUGGUCCAUUAAAAUAGCAUAAAAUUGAUCAGAAAUACAGUGUAGACAUUGUUAAUGUUGUAAAUGGCUAUUGUAGUUGGAAACGGCUGAUUUUUUUAUGGAAUAUCUACAUAGGCGUACAGAGGCCCAUUAUCAGCAACCAUCAGUCCUGUGUUCCAAUGGCACGUUGUGUUUGCUAAUCCAGGUUUAUAAUUUUAAAAGGCUAAUUGAUCAUUAGAAAACCCUUUUGCAAUUAUGUUACCACAGCUGACAACUGUCGUGCUGAUUAAAGAAGCAAUAAAACUGCCCUUCUUGAGACUAGUUGAGUAUCUGGAGCAUCAGCAAUUGUGGGUUCGAUUACAGGAUCAAAAUGGCCAGAAACAAAGAACUUUCUUCUGAAACUCGUCAGUCUAUUCUUGUUCUGAGAAAUGAAGGCUAUUCCAUGCGAGAAAUUGCCAAGAAACUGAAGAUCUCGUACACUGUACUACUCUCUUCACAGAACAGCGCAAACCAAAUCAAAUCAAAUCAAAUUUUAUUGGUCACAUGCGCCGAAUACAACAGGUGCAGACAUUACAGUGAAAUGCUUACUUACAGCCCUUAACCAACAGUGCAUUUAUUUUAAACAAAAAAAAGUAAAAAUAAAACAACAACAAAAAAAGUGUUGAGAAAAAAAAGAGCAGAAGUAAAAUAAAGUGACAGUAGGGAGGCUAUAUAUACAGGGGGGUACCGUUGCAGAGUCAAUGUGCGGGGGCACCGGCUAGUUGAGGUAGAAAGAGGAGUGGGAGGCCCCGGUGCCCAACUGAGCAAGAGGACAAAUACAUUAGAGUGUCUAGUUUGAGACUCCACGAUGCUGACCUUCUAGGCAGAGUUGCAAAGAAAAAGCCAUAUCUCAGACUGGCCAAUAAAAAGAAAAGAUUAAGAUGGGCAGUCUGAGAUAUGGCUUUUUCUUUGCAACUCUGCCUAGAUGGUUAGCAUCCCGGAGUUGCCUUUUCACUGUUGACGUUGAGACUGGUGUUUUGCGGGUACUAUUUAAUGAAGCUGCCAGUUGAGGACCUGUGAGGCGCUUGUUCUCUUUCAAAAACAAGGAAAUAUCUAAGUGACCCCAAACUUUUGAACGGUAGUGUAUAUUACCUUCAUUAACUAGGGGAUGUGCUUCCAAAGUUCAUGUGACCUUUUUAUCAACCAAUCUCAAUAUUCAUCAAAUAAAUCAUAUGCUCAGCAAUGCGGCCCUCAAAGCCUUGGGUUCAGCUACAGUCCACCUGUCCAAUGCGUAACAACAUGCCUAUUGUGUAUUGACCCUUUUAUGGUCACUGUGUCCUCUGUCAGGAAAUUGCCCGCUUCAUGCAGAAACAGGAAAUGCAGUCGAAGCACCAGUCACAUUACCUUAAUGGCCCGGGGUCACGACGUGAACAGCAUGACCUGGCUGACCCCCACGAAAGGAGAACUGUCAGAGAGAGACCGGUAGCUGCUGCUGGUUUUAUGAGCCAUUGCCUACAUAUAAUAUUAACUAUUCACACUAUACAUUUAAUUAAGUGUCUUAUUUCAAAACAAUAUUUUCAGUAUGAUUAUUACUGUUAUAAUUGUAACUGUAGUUGUGUUCUGUGUAUCAGAUUCAGCGGGAGAGACUGGACUCUGAGGGCCUCCCAUCUCCUACUGAGGACUGCUGUCCAGACUAUCAGCCCCCUAGCCCCACCUCCACAACACUGUGAGUUAGACUUCUUCGGUAUUAACAACUACAUGUAAAAUCCCAUAGCGGAUGCUAGCUAAAUGCUAACGAGCGCAUGCAAACAUUUUAUAUGGUCUCAAACUAUUUGCAGGACAGACAUGCCAGCUCAUAAAGUUAUACAAGAAACUCAAAAAUGCUACUCACAUUUUUCUGCACACACAAAACAAAUAUUAGACCGAAAGGAUCUUGAUCCAUGAUGGAAUUCUCUGCAGUUACCAAGAUAAGUUUGAUUUUGCAAGACGCUAACCACUUCGAUAACUAGUUAGUAAGUUAGCAAACAAAAUGCAGAACUGCAGAGUAUUUAGCAUAUUUUAGAUAGUUAACGUAAUAGUUAUAACACAUCUAGCUGGCAAAUAUUUUGUUUAGUGUUACUAGAUCACCUGGCGCUGCAUGCUGCAUAACAGUAAGAGUGACUCACGAGUCUCCGGUCUCUCGUCGUUGGACUUUUCUAAACAAACAACGUGACCGGCUCAGCUAUUUAAGGGAACUAGGCCUACCGGUAAACUUCAUAAUGAAAAAUAAUGUAACAGGUAAAAUGAAGAACACGAUCUGCUUUAUCUCGUAACCUAGUGCACAAGUUGACUGCAGGUAUUUACUUAAAAAGUCCAAAUAAAUGUAAUAAAAAACUUUCAAGAAAUAGUUGGUAUUGAAAAUCACACCAUGGGUAUUUCAAAAUACCCCUUGAUACCGUAUACCACCAACCUUACUGUGCCACUUUAAUGUAAUGUACAGUUUAAUGCUGGGAAACCCCCGUCUGGAAAUGCCCUCCUUAGCACCUGACUGAUUAUAAUUUGCUGCUUAAGUAUGGGGCUUUUGAAAAAGUCAUUGCUAGAGAUUUGCUACCUGUUGAAUGGGCUGCAAUCAUAUGUGUUGUAAUAGAUUAGGCUAGGAAAGAAGUUCUAUAUUUCAACCUGCUACUGAUAUCUUUACAGAUCACAACAGCCAAUCAGAAACAUUGCAGAGGACCUGGACCCAACUUUCAAGAACAGGAGACAAGGCAAGGAGAGCAUCAGAGCGGGACAGACCAUUUCUGGUAGGAAUAACAACAUAACACCUGACCAUAAUGUGUAGCUUCAUAUAGAGGUUAUGUACAGUUAUAGGACCUUCUCUUGUCUUCCUUAUAGGCCCAUCCUCCUGUCAGUCUCAUCCAAUCCCCCACUCCGGCUUACAUGACUUCAUGGAGGAGCCUACGUUCAUCCCGCCCACCAAGAGGCAAAGCGCCAAAUCAGGACGCGUCGAAUCCAAAGAGAAGAAGGAGAACUGUAAGCAGCAGUGA
Molecule: messenger RNA, 44726 nt
Organism: Coregonus sp. 'balchen'
Lineage: Eukaryota; Metazoa; Chordata; Actinopteri; Salmoniformes; Salmonidae
Source: the annotation of a GenBank genome assembly